Messenger RNA from Didymella exigua CBS 183.55, 546 nucleotides. Its product is annotated as ARF/SAR superfamily. Lineage: Eukaryota; Fungi; Ascomycota; Dothideomycetes; Pleosporales; Didymellaceae. Gene Ontology annotation, biological process: vesicle-mediated transport; intracellular protein transport. The record is from RefSeq and is a predicted model, not a curated record. Bases 1 to 546 code for a protein of 181 amino acids. Gene Ontology annotation, cellular component: Golgi apparatus; cytoplasm. The transcript has 5 exons. Gene Ontology annotation, molecular function: GTP binding; GTPase activity.
AUGGGUGGCUAUAUCUCCAAGUUUUCGGGGUUGAUUUGGGCAAAGAAGGAGACAAGAAUACUCAUUCUGGGACUUGACAAUGCUGGCAAGACGACCUUGUUGUACAGGCUGAAGAUCGGCGAAGUCGUCACGACAAUACCGACCAUUGGAUUCAACGUCGAGUCGGUGACAUACAAGAACCUCAACUUCAAUGUCUGGGAUCUUGGAGGCCAAACUUCAAUUCGCCCGUACUGGCGGUGCUACUACGCCAACACCGCCGCCGUAAUUUUCGUAAUCGACAGUACCGACAUCGACCGUCUUUCUACAGCAGCUGAGGAGCUGUCUGCCAUGCUCAACGAGGAAGAAUUGCGAGACGCUGCAUUGCUAGUCUUUGCAAAUAAGCAAGAUCAACCGGGCGCUAAGGGCGCAGGUGAGAUUAGUGAAGCUUUGAGGUUAGGAGAGCUCAAAGACCGCAACUGGAGUAUUGUCGCCUGCAGUGCGGUCGAUGGCCGAGGUGUGGACGAAGGCAUGGAUUGGCUCGUGUCAAACGUGAACAACGACAACUAG